ACACAGAUUUAUUGUUCCUGUCAUUUUGUAGAUUCAUACAAUAAAAUAUACGUAAUUUUACUGCGAUACUAGUAUCUAAACUACGUAAAGAUUAUGAACUACAUUCUUUCAGGACUAAUAAAUAAGAAUGUGACAAAGAUAUUAAAGCGCAAUAUCUAUACUCAACUUUCUCCUUUGAAGAAAAAUGUGCAAGUCAAAGAUCCAUUUUUUAUCGAACCAAUAGAAUACGAUAGUCUUACUCUCAGAAAACAUGAUAACCCGAGACGUCAGAUGCUGUACGAAUUUGGUAUAUAUGUCGCAACAUGUUUACCGAAAUAUGUGCAGAAAGUUCAAUUGCAGCACACAGAUGAACUAGAGAUCCUGGUGGCACCAGCUGGCAUGUACCAAGUCUUGAGCUUCCUAGCUCUGCAUCAACACGCGUGCUUCGGCCAAUGUUCUUCCGCUACUGCUAUAGAUGUACCGGGCAGGCAGUACAGGUUUGAAGUGGAAUACGAUCUUCUUAGCUUCAGGUAUUCGGAGCGAGUCAGAGUGAAAACUUACACAGAUGAACUGACACCUCUUAAGUCUGCGUACGGCAUUUGGAAGGCGUGCCAAUGGUACGAGAGAGAAAUAUAUGAUAUGUAUGGUGUAGUUUUCACUCAUCAUCCGGAUUUGAGACGGCUCCUCACUGACUAUGGGUUUACUGGCCAUCCUCUAAGAAAGGACUUUCCUUUGGUGGGAUACAUCGAAAUUCGGUAUGACGAUGAACUAAAGAAGAUUGUUUAUGAACCUGUAGAAUAUGCCCAAGAAGCACGAAAAUUCGAGUUGCAGACACCAUGGCAUUAUCUGAACAAGUUCCAUGAGGGAUACGAUCAAGAACCACCGCCUGCGAAAAAAUAAUGUCUAUUAGUUUAAAUUUUACAUUACGUCGAUAUAAUUCAUUGUUAAUUAAAUAUUAGUUUGUGACAAAAUAAACGAUUGCUUCAUUGA
Spodoptera frugiperda (fall armyworm) is the source of this 969-nucleotide messenger RNA. RefSeq names its product NADH dehydrogenase [ubiquinone] iron-sulfur protein 3, mitochondrial-like. The transcript has a single exon. The record is from RefSeq and is a predicted model, not a curated record. Bases 94 to 879 code for a protein of 261 amino acids. Gene Ontology annotation, molecular function: NADH dehydrogenase (ubiquinone) activity. NCBI's taxonomy places the organism in Eukaryota, Metazoa, Arthropoda, Insecta, Lepidoptera, Noctuidae.